AUGUCAUUUUACUUCAAGAAUAUCAAGCCAGAUCUUCAUUCAGGAAACGAAGAUGAGGAAGAUGACAUAGCAUCAAUCAUAAGAAUAAACGAUACAAGUGAUGCAGAAGGUUCACAAAGCGAAGAUGAGCUAAAGACACUCUCAUUUGGAUCUUUGAAGAAAGCUGAUGAAAUGAUGGACAAUGAGGAACAAACCAGCAGAAAAAGCAAAAGCAAAGCGAAUGGUGAGAAGAAACAUUUGAAUAAGCCAAAAUCAAGAGAGUUGACUGAGAAACAAAGGAAACUUGAUGAUGGACAGAGACGUCAGAGCGGAUUACAGGAAGAAGAAGCACAACAAAAGUCACAGUCUAUCAAAAUGUUUGCAGAAGAAUCUUUCGGAGAAGAAAGUGAUUCUGAUAGUGAUGGCGGCUUUUUCGAUGAAGAAUCAAACGAUGAGGCUAAUCAGAAUGGUAAAAAGAAGAAAGGUAAAAGAAAGCACGCACCAACCGAAUCAUCGUCAAAGAAGAAAGUGCGCUCCAUGAGAAAGAUUCCUGGGUUAGAAGAUAAUAAGAGUAAAUCCAUCUAUCAAGAUGUCAGGUUUGAUAAAGCCAUGGGAAAGUCAGAAGACUUGGCAAAAAUCCGUCAACGAUACAAGUUCUUGGAUGAGUACAGAGAAAAAGAGAUCAACGAAUUGGAUAGCAUGCUCCAUGAUAGAAAAUUCCUAAGUAAAAUCAGCGACAGAGAGAAGAGUGAAAUGGAGCAGCAGGUGAGAAGGAUGAAAUCAAGAUUAGAAACGGUGCAAGUCAUGGAAAUGGAACAAAAGAUUGUAAAGGAUUAUGAAGCAGAAAUCAACAAGAAUAACAAGAAUAAAUACCAUUUGAAGGAUUCAGAGAAGCGGAAGGUAAUACAAAAGUGGAAGUUCGAGCACAUGAAGGGUAAACAAAGAGAAAAGGUAAUGGAUAGAAAGAGAAAGAAGAGAUUAGGUAAAGAAUUUAAGCAAUUCGAAUUUCAUAAGAGGUAA
Messenger RNA from Kluyveromyces lactis, 999 nucleotides. RefSeq names its product rRNA-processing protein RRP36 (gene RRP36). The transcript has a single exon. The coding region runs from base 1 to 999 and encodes 332 amino acids. NCBI's taxonomy places the organism in Eukaryota, Fungi, Ascomycota, Saccharomycetes, Saccharomycetales, Saccharomycetaceae. The record is from RefSeq and is a predicted model, not a curated record. Gene Ontology annotation, cellular component: nucleolus; 90S preribosome. Gene Ontology annotation, biological process: maturation of SSU-rRNA from tricistronic rRNA transcript (SSU-rRNA, 5.8S rRNA, LSU-rRNA).